Messenger RNA from Castor canadensis (American beaver), 6459 nucleotides. The record is from RefSeq and is a predicted model, not a curated record. Lineage: Eukaryota; Metazoa; Chordata; Mammalia; Rodentia; Castoridae.
CUCGCUCCCUGCCCUUCAGUACCCGAGCGCCUGCGCACUCCCGAGGCGGGCCCAGGUUCUUUGGAGGGGGAGUCCCUGCUUUCUGAACCCGGAUAGUAGCCGGGGACCCCGCGCUCAUAGGGUUGUCCUGGGGUUGCCCCGCCAUGCGUUGGGGGCUGCGCCCUCGCGGGCCGGGGACUGCGGCUCUGGCCGCGGCCGGGAGCUUAUGGGGGCCGCCCCGGUUUCCCUGUCGCCUGGAGUGGCGGGGGACGACGACGAGGCUUCUGGUGCGGUCAGUCACCGGGGCGGGUACCGAACUGCCCAACCCGAAUAGCGGCAAGUACCGGGACACCGUGCUGCUGCCGCAGACCAGCUUUCCCAUGAAGCUGCUGGGUCGCCAGCAGCCCGACGCGGAGCUGGAGAUCCAGCAGAAGUGUGGGUUUUCAGAACUUUAUUCAUGGCAAAGAGAAAGAAAAGUAAAGACAGAGUUUUGUCUUCAUGAUGGACCUCCUUAUGCAAAUGGUGACCCUCACAUUGGACACGCUUUAAAUAAGAUUUUGAAAGACAUAGCUAAUAGAUAUCAUAUGAUGAGAGGUUCCAAAAUACAUUUUGUGCCUGGCUGGGAUUGUCAUGGGUUGCCUAUUGAAAUAAAAGUGUUAUCAGAACUUGGUGGAAAAGCUCAGAAUCUUUCAACUAUGGAAAUUAGAGAGAAAGCUAGAUCAUUUGCUAAAGCCGCCAUCGAGAAACAGAAAUCAGCAUUUAUUCGCUGGGGAAUAAUGGCAGAUUGGAAUAAUUGCUACUAUACAUUUGAUGGAAAGUAUGAGGCCAAACAGUUGAGAGUUUUUUACCAGAUGUAUGAGAAGGGCUUGGUUUAUCGAUCUUACAAGCCUGUGUUUUGGUCUCCCUCAUCAAGGACUGCUUUGGCUGAAGCAGAACUGGAAUAUAAUCCUGAACAUGUCAGUCGUUCAGUAUAUGUCAAAUUCCCUCUCUUGAAACCCUCUCCUAAGUUGGCAUCCCUUGUAGAUGGUUCAUCUCCUGUUAGUGUUUUAGUCUGGACCACCCAGCCUUGGACAAUUCCAGCCAAUCAGGCAAUCUGUUAUAUGCCAGAUUCAAAGUAUGCUGUUGUGAAGUGUUCCAGUUCUGGAGACCUCUACAUACUGGCUGCAGAUAAAGUAGCAUCUGUUGCUUCUGCUUUGGACACAAUGUUUGAGGUCAUUUCAACAUUUUCAGGUGGAGAUUUGGUACAUGGUACUUGUAAUCAUCCUUUAAUUCCUGAUAAAGUGUCUCCGCUUUUACCUGCAAACCACGUGACCAUGGCAAAAGGAACAGGUUUGGUUCACACAGCCCCAGCUCAUGGUAUGGAAGAUUACAGUGUUGCAUCUGAACACAACCUGCCUAUGGAUUGCUUAGUGGAUGAAGGUGGGAUUUUCACAGAAGAUGCAGGUCCUGAGCUUCAGAAGAAGGCUGUCCUGGGAGAGGGAACAGAUGUGGUUAUAAAGAUGCUUCAGACUUCAAAGAAUUUGGUGAAAGAGGAAAAAAUGAUACACAGCUAUCCCUAUGACUGGAGGACUAAGAAACCAGUGGUUAUUCGUGCCAGCAAGCAGUGGUUUAUCAACAUCACGGAGGAACUGUUAAAAACAGUGAAGUUUAUUCCUGGAGCAGCACUGAAUGCCAUGGUAGACAUGAUCGACAGGAGGCCAUAUUGGUGUAUAUCCAGGCAAAGAGUCUGGGGUGUUCCAAUUCCUGUGUUUCAUCACAAGACAAAAGAUGAAUAUUUGAUCAACAGCCAAACCAUUGAGCAUAUCGCUAAAUUAGUGGAACAACAUGGCAGUGAUAUCUGGUGGACUCUUCCUCCGGAGCAGCUUCUUCCAAAAGAUGUGUUAUCUCAGGUUGGCGGUCCCGGUGCCUUGGAAUAUGUGCCAGGGCAGGACAUUCUGGAUAUCUGGUUUGACAGUGGAACCUCAUGGUCUUGUGUUCUUCCAGGUACUGGCCAAAUGGCAGAUUUGUACUUGGAAGGAAAAGAUCAGCUUGGGGGAUGGUUUCAGUCUUCCUUAUUAACAAGUGUGGCAGUAAGGAAAAAAGCACCUUUCAAGACAGUGGUUGUCCAUGGAUUUACCCUUGGAGAAAAGGGAGAAAAGAUGUCCAAGUCUCUUGGGAAUGUCAUUAAUCCUGAUAUUGUCAUCAGUGGAGGACAAGAUCAAACUAAAGAGCCUCCCUAUGGUGCUGAUGUCCUUCGCUGGUGGGUGGCUGAGUCCAACGUCUUUACUGAAGUGACAGUUGGCCCAUCUGCACUCAGUGCUGCCAGAGAUGACAUUGGCAAGCUUAGAAACACGCUCCGCUUUCUUCUGGGAAACGUGGCUGGUUUUAACCCAGAGACAGACUCCAUUCCUGUGAACAACAUGUAUGUCAUAGACCAGUACAUGCUACACCUGCUGCAGGACUUAGCAACCAAGAUUACCGACUCAUACAAGCAAUAUGAUUUUGGAAAGGUUGUUCGACUAUUAAAAGCAUUUUACACUAGAGAACUCUCCAACUUUUAUUUCAGCAUAAUCAAGGAUAGGCUUUAUUGUGAAAGUGAAAAUGAUCCUAAACGACGCUCUUGUCAGACUGCGUUAGCUGAAAUCUUGGAUGUAUUAGUUCGUUCUUUUGCUCCCAUCCUUCCUCACUUGGCUGAAGAGGUCUUCCAGCACAUACCUUAUAUUAAAGAACCCAAGAGUGUUUUUCGCACUGGGUGGAUUAGCACAAGUUCUAUUUGGAAGAAGCCUGGGCUGGAGGAAGCGGUGGAGAGCGCGUGUGCAAUGCGAGACUCCUUUCUUGGAAGCAUCCCUGGCAAAAAUGCUGCUGAGUAUGAGGUUGUCAUUGUGAUAGAGCCUGGGCUGCUCUUUGAGAUUAUAGAGAUGCUACAAGCUGAAGAAACCUCCAGCACCUCUCAGUUGAAUGAGCUAAUGAUGGCUUCCCAGUCAACUUUACUGGCCCAGGAUCCACGCGAGAGAACUGCAGAUGGAAUUGAGCUUAAAGGGACAUUCCUCAUCAAUUUAGAAGGUGGUGAUAUUCGCGAAGAGUCUUCAUAUAAAGUAAUUGUUUUACCAACUACCAAGGAAAAGUGCCCUCGAUGUUGGAAAUACACAGCUGAGUCUUCAGACACACUCUGUCCCCGAUGUGCAGAGGUGGUUGGAGGAAAGUAGAACUCUGGGGUUAACAGCUUUCUGAGCAAGAACACUCUUGACACUAUUGACUGGGAGUUUAGAUGGAUUAUUUACAGUAUCAGAAAGAAAGGAAGGCCAAAGAAAGGAAGGCUUAAGUAAGGAGUGGAAGAGUAACUCGUGAAGGAUGAGGUUCAGAAUCAGAAUUAUAAAAGAAGUAUUUCCUGUGUACAUACACAUGGAAAUAUAUGUGUGUGUGUGUAUACAUAUAUAUAUUUAUGCAUACACACCAUAUAUAUGUAUUUAUAUAUAUCUACAUAGACUUAUUCAGAACAUAGAUGUCGAAUAGGCUUUCCUUCAACUGUGGCUGAGCAGAAUCUGUUUUAUAUUUUAUAAAAAUCUUUUUGACUCAGUAUUUAAGUUCUGAAAAUAAAGGCAUUCUGGACACCUGCUGACUGACGUUGGUCAAAAGUUGUGAAUAACAAAUGGAAAGCAUGUGGUUUUGAAGGGGAGGGCAGAGGUGUGUUCCCCCUAAGAGACCAAGUCAUUUUGUACUCCCGCUAGCAAACAUUAAGCUUUUUAACAGCUUGGGUUUUUUGAUUAGAAGGAGAAACCUUCCCAAAUUUAUUUCUCAAGAGGGGUUAAUACUUACAUUUUUGAAUGUUAAGGAAACAAAAUGAAAGCUGAGAAUUUAUUUCACUAAUAUACAUAAGUUCACAACAAUGAACAUGAAGAAAAUAGCAAUAUAUACAGAAUUUCACUACUUACAAUACAUUACAAUAGAUAAAAGAGCAUUUUAUAAACAAUCCAGUAUAGGAUUAAAAUCUAAGGAUGGCUAAUCUAUUCAGCAGAAGUCUUACUUUCAGAAGCCCAGCAAACCCAUUCCUGCGAGGGAGGGAGGGCUUUCACUCUUGCUAUAGUGUACUGUAAAAAUAUUUGUCUCUUGUAAAUGAAAUGGGCCAUAGCAACGUCUACAUGAAUGUUGUAAUUAAUGUAAGCUUAUUAUUACUAAAUCUUAGUUUUCUGUGAUUUUAAAUUGAAAUUAAUCAUGUUUUUUUUUUUAAACAAUUUAAAUGUGAAAGGGUUUACUUUGACCUUGGAUGAAUUUUUAUAAAACAAAGAUAAAACUGUUUUGUUUUGUUUUUUCUUUUUACAAAAGUCUGAAGCACUUAGAAGCCUGGUGCCAUGUACCUCUGCAUUUAUCCUGACGCCUCUAGUUCUAUACCUGAGCACAACCUGUAAUGUAGAAAUUAGGAUUAUUUGAACAUUUUUCCCUUCAGCAUUGUACAAUAGAAUUUCAUAAGGUAAAACAUGACUGUAAAGAAGAAAUUAGGGGAGUGUAUGUAGGAAAACACAACUGGUUACAGCAGUACCUGCGCUAAGGGCCACAUGCCCUGUAUCUCAGAAACCACCUGUUCUAUGGGAAAUCCAAUUCCUUUGUGACAGAACAUAUACAUAGGCAUUUUUUUCUUUUUGUGGUACUGGAGAUUGAACCAAGGCUUUACACUUACUGAGUUUGAGCCCAUAUUUUGCUUUUGAGACAUUGUUCUACCUUUUCCAGGCUGGCUUCCCGAUUGGAGAUCCUCCUGUCUCUGCCUCCCAAGUAGCUGGAAUUUCAGGCAUGCAACACCACACCCAGCAUAAUUUUCCUUUUUUUGUUAUCAGAUUUAUUUUAAAAGCCCUUAAUGAAGUAGUAGAGUAUUUAACUGCUUUUUUUUAACCAUAAAAUUCAGAAUUCAGUUUUAAAAUUCUAUGGAUGACACAUCUAACUAGAGACUCAAUGACUUGUGUUAUGGUUCUGUGAACCAGAUUUCAGUUUAUUCUCAGUGGUUCUCAGGUUUGAUUAUUUCAUACCAGAGUUAAAGUCAACCAGUUUUACUAUCUAAAAUGCAAGCACCACCCCCUCCAAGCGAUAAUGGAAUUAGAGAGUAAAAGAUUUAAUCCUUAAAAAUGCUUAUAAUUCUAAGUUUCUUUGGCUGCCUAAAUUCUUACUACUUUCAGAGAAUUUAAGAAAUCAUAGGAAAAAUUAGUCUCUUAGAACACAAGUCACAAGUGACUAUUUAUAUGAAGCGAGGUACGCUUAUAAGGAAUUCUAGAAUGUGGCUGGCUGGGGCAGUGGAGAUCCAAGCAGAGGAGGGGAGGCUGGGCUAGCUCAGGCCCUUUCCAGUGUUGCUAUUCUAUACCACUUGUACCUCUGUCAGACUCACAGGCCCACCCCAGUCUCUCAAAACCUAAAACAUUUUUCUUUCAAGAUUUGAACUCUGAUAGCUACAUUAACAAUAAUUCAGUUUUAGCCAGUUAGGUUCUUAACUUAGAGGUGAUCUUUUAGUGAAAAAGAAUAUUUGAAUAUUCUUAAAUAUCAGACAUUUUUCUCUUUAUAUCAUUUUCCUCAACUGUGCAAAAUGCUAUAGUUGGCUUCUUACAAGGGAGCGAAGAAACAAACUUCUCUAUCACAAUGAGUUACUACGAAUAACAAUUGUCCGUGACAGGUAUCAGUAAUUGCACUGUGGCUACAUUCCAAAGAUACAUCAUAAUAAGUACUUGGUAUUUAUAGAGCUCAAAGCACUUCUUACAGACUUUUGUUAGUUUGGUUUUGAUCAACAGAUAUUUAGCACUUGUAUUGCUGUAGGCACUGUAGGGUACAAAAUUAGUUGUAGUUUAUCCUUUCAACCUGUGAGUGAGGUAGGUUUGCUGAAGCCGUAAUGUCACUAAGCACUUUUUUCCCAUUACUGUUCCCAUGGACAGAUAACACUAUCAAAUCCCAGAAGCAAACAUUUCUAAACAUUUAUAGGAAAAAUAAAAUUGGACUUAAAUAUCUUAGAGUCUUUGCUUUUUUUUUCUUUUUUUAUAUAAGUUUUACAAAAUCAUACAUUUUUACAGUUUCCUGAUUUGUAUGCAUAUAGCUUUUCAGCUUGGCAGAAAUUUACAUUAUAAUUGAUUUUGCUGGUUGUUCACAUCUCAGAUUCUCAUUUUGGCAAGUACAACAGGUUAAGGGUUCUACCUGGUGUCCCUUCUAAAGGCCUGAAACCCAUUCCUUCUCUGAAGGCAGCAGCAACAGCACCUCUAAAAAAGACCUACCUACACCCAGCACUCCCAGGUGCAGCCUGACGUAGGGUUAAUCAUGGUAACAAACACAUUUUCUCAACAGUCUUUAAAGGAAAGUGGGAUGUUUCUCUAACAGUUCUGAUGGGGACUAUACAUGAGCACAUUUAAUUUAAUCACAACAAUAACAGGAUGAAUGUGAAAUGCAGAAUCCUAUAAUAACAUCUGUAAAUUAUAAACAAUUUUAAAUAGCGAUGUUUAACAAUAAAGCGACUUAAAUGUUUGAUACAGUAAA